This is a messenger RNA of Anguilla rostrata (American eel), 4388 nucleotides long. RefSeq names its product homeodomain-interacting protein kinase 1-like. The transcript has 19 exons. Gene Ontology annotation, molecular function: protein tyrosine kinase activity; ATP binding; protein serine/threonine kinase activity. The coding region runs from base 274 to 3954 and encodes 1226 amino acids. Gene Ontology annotation, biological process: peptidyl-serine phosphorylation; peptidyl-threonine phosphorylation; intrinsic apoptotic signaling pathway in response to DNA damage by p53 class mediator. The record is from RefSeq and is a predicted model, not a curated record. Gene Ontology annotation, cellular component: nucleus; PML body; cytoplasm. NCBI's taxonomy places the organism in Eukaryota, Metazoa, Chordata, Actinopteri, Anguilliformes, Anguillidae.
CUUUACGGUACCGGAUGUACUUUUUCCCAACCUAGGGACUUGGGCUCUUCCUGUGAAAGACUGGGCGAUUCUUAACAGGGUCGUUCGGUUUUAUAGGCUUCGAGGAAGUGGGUUUUAAUGGAAACAAUGAAGGCCUAGCGGCGAGCAGUCAGAAAACCGAUGACAGGCCGGUCGGAUCAGCGAGGCUUGUGAUGAGUGACUGACAGGUAUCCAGGGCAGGAUGUUCAGUGGUGAAAAGGUGUCCGUUUCAGGCCACAUAUGAACUAAUCUGGUAUGGCUUCCCAGCUUCAGGUGUUCUCUCCGCCUUCGGUGUCGUCCAGUGCCUUCUGCCGCGUGAAGAAACUGAAGGUGGAGAGCUGUGGUUGGGAUGUGACCAGCCAGGCGGGAGAGAGCAAGUACUAUCCACUGAGCCCCACUCAGGUAAACUCCACUGCCCGGGCUGCCAUGGCGGGCCAGGCCCCCAGCUACAACCCCGCCGGCAUGGCCUACAACCCCCCCAAUCUGGUGUUUCCACCCGCGGGGGGGUCCCGCGGGCAGGUCGUGGUGCGCGCCGCCGACAGCACGGGGAGCCUGCCGGGGGCCUCCGGUCACCGGGGCAACGACAACCCGCACGCGCACCGGGAGCUGGGGCAGAAGUACGGCCUGAAGCGCAAGAGCGAGGAGGUGGACAGCGGCGGUAGCGUCCAGAUCCUGGAGGAGCUCUCGGCGCCGGUGCUGUCCAACCGGACCGGCGCCGGGACCACCGCGCAGUCCAUCGCCCACUCGGCCUCCACCACCAAGAGCAGCACCUCCAACAGCGAGGGCGACUACCAGCUGGUGCAGCACGAGAUCCUCUGCUCCGUGGCCAACAGCUACGAGGUGCUGGAGUUCCUGGGCCGCGGCACCUUUGGCCAGGUGGCCAAGUGCUGGAAGCGGGGGACCAACGAGAUCGUGGCCAUCAAGAUCCUGAAGAACCACCCCUCUUACGCUCGUCAGGGGCAGAUUGAGGUGAACAUCCUGGGCCGGCUGAGCUCGGAGAACGCCGACGAGUUCAACUUCGUGCGCUCGUACGAGUGCUUCCAGCACAAGAGCCACACCUGCCUGGUGUUCGAGAUGCUGGAGCAGAACCUGUACGACUUCCUCAAGCACAGCAAGUUCAGCCCGCUGCUGCUGAAGUGCAUCCGGCCCGUGCUGCAGCAGGUGGCCACCGCCCUGAUGAAGCUCAAGAGCCUGGGCCUCAUCCACGCCGACCUCAAGCCCGAGAACAUCAUGCUGGUGGACCCGCUCCGCCAGCCCUACCGCGUCAAGGUCAUCGACUUCGGCUCGGCCAGCCACGUCUCCAAGGCCGUCUGCUCCACCUACCUGCAGUCGCGCUACUACAGGGCUCCAGAGAUCGUCCUGGGCCUGCCGUUCUGCGAGGCCAUAGACAUGUGGUCUCUGGGCUGCGUCAUUGCCGAACUCUUCCUGGGGUGGCCCCUGUACCCCGGGGCCUCUGAGUACGACCAGAUCCGGUACAUCUCCCAGACCCAGGGUCUGCCGGCCGAGUACCUCCUGAGCGCCGGGACCAAGACCAGCCGCUUCUUCCACCGCGGCCCCGACGCCAGCUACCCUCUCUGGAGGCUGAAGACACCAGCAGAACACGAGGGCGAGAUGGGCAUCAAGUCCAAGGAGGCGCGGAAGUACAUCUUCAACUGCCUGGAUGACAUGAUGCAGGUGAACAUGUCCACUAACCUGGAAGGGACGGACAUGUUGGCGGAGAAGGCGGACAGGAGGGAGUUCAUCGAUCUCCUGAAGAAGAUGUUGACUCUGGACGCUGACAAACGCAUCACCCCCAUCAAGACCCUGGCCCACCCCUUUGUGACCAUGGCCCACCUGCUGGACUUCCCCCACAGCUCCCACGUGAAGUCCUGCUUCCAGAACAUGGAGAUCUGCAAGCGCAGGUGCACUUCCUUCGACAGCGGGAAGAGCCUCUUCGCCCCCAACGCGGCCCCCAACGCUGCCGCCAACCUCACCGUCACCUUCAGCAGCCAGCUCAACCAGCACAAUCAGGUGGCCUCGGCGGGCGGCCCCUCCCUCUCCCUCAACAGCAGCGUGCCCCUGCUGAACUACCAGCCGGCCCUGUACCAGCAGGCCACCAUCAACAUCCCCGGCCUGCCCCAGCAGAGCGUCCCGCUGCAGACCCGCCCCGCCCAGCUGUGCGCUCAGACCGAGCCCUUCCAGCAGACCCUCAUCGUGUGCCCGCCCACCAUCCAGGGGCUCCAGACCUCCAGUAAGCACACGGCCUUCCCUGUGAGGAUGGACAACCCUGUGCCCCUGGUCCCGCAGAACCAGCCCGCCCAGCCUCUGCAGAUCCAAUCAGGCAUGCUUGCACAGGGCUCCUGCACCCCCCUGAUGGUGGCCACCCUGCACCCCCACGUGGCGGCGGUGGGGCCGCAGUUCUCUCUCCCGCUGGCGCUGGGAUGCGGGGCGGCGAGGCCUGCCCUUCUGGAGCAGACGGCUACCGUGCUGCAGGCGUGGCCGGCGGGGACCCAGCAGAUCCUCAUACCUUCCGCCUGGCAGCAGAUGCCGGGCGUGGCCAUCCACAACCCCGCCCCGCCCAUCAUCCCUGAAUCGCCAAUGGGGGCGCUCCUCUCCGACGGCUCCGCCCAGCAGAUGCCCAACUGGAGGGGGCCCCACGGGGGCCAGUACGGCGGGGUCAUGCAGCAGCCCUCCGUCCUGGGGGGUCCCAUGUCCCUGGCCCCGGCCCAGCCGCUCAACAUGGGCGUGGCCCAUGUGGUGAGGCCCCAGCAAGGCAGCAUUUCGGGGAAGAGGUCCAAGGCCCGGCACGCCGACAGCCGUACCAGGGCCGCCUCUCGGCUGGAGCCCUCUGUCCCCGUGACACGCACCAGCCCGCCGCGCAACUCUCCCGCCUACAGCGCCGCCGCGCUCUCUCAGCCAAUCGUCAUCUCCGACACGCCCAGCCCCGCCGUCAGCAUCAUCACCAUCCACAGUGACACCGAGGACGAGGACGAGAGGAAGUUCCACCCUGCCAGGUCAGCUCACUUCCUGUCCUUGCCAGAGUGCAAUGCGAGCCUUUCAACGUCAGGCAAAUUUCAGAGUCAGAGUUGCAGCCUUGUCCUCCUGCAGUUUCUCAACAUUGUCUUAUCCUGGGCUGUGGGAGGGAAAAAAGGAUUGAUACUGAAUGUUAGUUUCGAGAUUGACCCUCAAAAUGUUUCACAAUGUGUGCGGUUAACCAGACAGUUUUGCAUGCAUGACUGUGACCGAUCGUCCCCCGCUCAGCCCGGCGCACGCUCGCGUUGCGAGUCGUCGGCCUUCUCCAGGUCGCUCGCCGUCGUCGUGCCGUCCGUGAAGAGCCAGCCAGCAGAGGGCGCCGCCGCGCCCAAACCCGCUGCGGGGCCAGGGCAACCGCAGAGUGUUUGCAGCAAGCCGAAGAAAGCGGCGGUGCAGCAGUCGUGUGGCGCGGGGUUCAGCGGCGAGCGGCAUCACAGAGCGGCGCCCAGUCGAUCGCAGCCCCUCAACCUCAGCCAGGUCCAGCCCGCCGUGUCCUCCUCUCACGAGCACGCGGGCGGCGGCGGCGGCUCUUCCCGCCGGCAGCACACCUACCCCCCCGUCUCGGCGCAUUCCCGCUACCGCCUGCAGGAGGCGCCGCUCUUCAGCUCCGCCCCCAGCCUGUACACCUACCCGGCGUCCGUGGCGCUGGCGUCCGCCUCCCAGGCUGUGGACCAGCUGCUGGCCUCCGGACAGGGCUCCGCCCCCUCGUCCUCCCGCCACGGCGGGGGCCCCGGCGGGCCCUACGCCGCCCCCGCCGUCCUGCGGAAGGACGCCGUGGGCGUGGGGGUGGGGCACGGGCUGCCCUCCCAGUACCCGCACCAGUUCCCCAGCCAGCCCUACAUCACCCCGGCCGCCCGCGCCAACGCCGCCUACAGCGGCUACCAGCUUAGCCCCAGGAAGCUAAACCAGUACCCCUAUCUGUGAGUGCCACAGCUAAACCAGUACCCCUAUCUGUGAGCACCUCAGCUAAACCAGUACCCCUAUCUGUGAAUGCCACAGCUAAACCAGUACCCCUAUCUGUGAGCACCUCAGCUAAACCAGUACCCCUAUCUGUGAGUGCCACAGCUAAACCAGUACCCCUAUCUGUGAGUGCCACAGCUAAACCAGUACCCCUAUCUGUGAGUGCCACAGCUAAACCAGUACCCCUAUCUGUGAGCACCGCAGCUAAACCAGUACCCCUAUCUGUGAGUGCCGCAGCUAAACCAGUACCCCUAUCUGUGAGCACCGCAGCUAAACCAGUACCCCUAUCUGUGAGCACCGCAGCUAAACCAGUACCCCUAUCUGUGAGUGCCACAGCUAAACCAGUACCCCUAUCUGUGAACGCCACAGCUAAACCAGUACCCCAUCUGUGAGUGCCA